Molecule: messenger RNA, 1578 nt
Organism: Urocitellus parryii (Arctic ground squirrel)
Lineage: Eukaryota; Metazoa; Chordata; Mammalia; Rodentia; Sciuridae
Gene: Samd3
Product: sterile alpha motif domain containing 3
Molecular function (GO): protein binding
Source: RefSeq, a predicted model, not a curated record
UUAUAGGAUCCUGCAAUGGAAACUUGGUCAGUUGAUCAGGUCUGCCUUUGGCUGGUGGAGAAAAACUUAGGAGAGCUAGUGCCUAGGUUUCAAGAGGAAGAAGUAAGUGGRGCUGCUCUUCUAGCACUUAACGAUCGGAUGGUUCAGCAACUGGUCAAGAAAAUUGGGCAUCAGGCUGUUCUGAUGGACUUAAUUAAAAGAUACAAGCAGAACAAUCAAGGACCAAGGUUUCCUGGAAGCCCCAGGGAGAUAAGCCUGAUCACACAAACAGAAGCAACCCCAGCGUACAGGGAUAUACAGUCCUCCAGUCCAGCCAGUCAUGGGGAGCAGAUGCCAUCUUUCCAUCCAGCUGAAAACCUUGAUAAUGGACUAAUUGACCAAAGAGUAUUGAAACAGAGAAGAAAUAUGAAACAUGUUCUAGCAAGGAAUAAAGCAUUACAGUGGACCAAAUCCUACAUUUUGCCAGAGUUUCCCUAUGAUGUCAAAUGCAUGUUAGCAGAGCAGAAAUGUCCAGAUCACAGCAUGAGGAUAAGGAUCAUUGAGUUUCUCCAGGCCGACAUGACUAAGUAUCUGGAAGGCUCACUGUAUCCCACCACACAGCAAUACAAUGAUGUGGUCAACGCCCUGCUGCAGGCCCACCCCUUCCUGGACGAGGAUGGCUGUGGCUUUUUUUUAUGGAAACGAGCCCUCAAAGAUCGUUUUAAAUAUGUCCGAAGACCCAUAGAAGAUGAUGAACAAGUAAUAAAAAAUAAGUGCAAAUUUGGACACCGAAGAGGCCAGACAAGGAAAUCUCUUGCUGAUAUAAGAUUUAAUGAAAUUAAAAUUGUCCAGAUAAAAGAAGAAUCUGCGUGUUUAGAUUCUGAGGUAGAUGAACAUAUUAACUGGUUUCAGCAAGAAUAUAUGAAAACAGAAAAGGAUUGGACAGAAAUUGACAAGAGGAUGAACCAGACCUUGGAAGUAAGAAGAAAGAUGAUUGGCAGCAGAACACCUCUGAAGGACAUUCUUAAAAUGUUUCCUUUCUUGAAGUGCCCUUAUCAGAUAUUCAGAGAAUUCCAACUUCUUACAAGAACAGAUAUUUAUAAGAAAACAAGGCACAUUUUGGAAUCCUAUUCAGAAAAAAUACUGACUGCUUUUUCAGUUGUGGACAAUCCAAUCAAUAUUGCAUUGCAAGAAAAAAUGAAAGAGUACACAGAUGAAGAUAUGUUGAAGUAUAUGAAGAUGACAGCCACAUGUUUACUCCUCCCAGAUGUUUUUGGGGAUGAUCCCAGCCUCUUUGCAGUUGUGAAUGAGAAGGUUCAAGUGUCCACGCCUGUGUUAGAAGUUAAAAACCCUUUCAACAUCGAUGUCUGUGAGUUUUCUUUAUAUUUAGACAAAGAGAAGCUCACAAAGGUGGAUGACUGUGUGACAGCCGUGGCGGCUCUAGUAGCUACCUUUCAUGUAUUUGGGAUUGAGUGUCCAAGAAGACUGUCCCAAACCCUCAACUUCCUAGAGACACUGAUCUUUGAUACGCAUAAUUCCUGUUUCCCUUCUUUGAAAAAAAAGGAAAGGGAAGUAGGAUUUCAGCCCCCAGUUACUUAA